UCUGUGAGUGUGUCUGUCUGUGCAUCUAAGUGUGUCUGUGUGUCUGUGUCUGUGUGUUGUGUGUGUGUCUUGUGUGUGUCUGUGUCUGUGCGUGUGUGUCUGUGUGCCUACGUAUCUGUGUGUUACAUGUGUGCCUUGUGUGUAUGUCUGUGCGUGUGUGUCCGUGUGUGUGCCUGUGUGUGUGCCUGUGUGUCUGUGUGUGUUGCCACUGAGCCAAGACGUUGAAGCACGCUGUGGGCCUUGUUGCUGGCAGAGUGGCUGGCCUGCCACACUUCAGGAGAGAGCACUCUCAGGAAUGGCCCGGGGAGGGAGUUGCACAGUCCCUGACACAGUUGAGAAGCAGCCCGGGGUGGGGAGCUUGGGAAGAGCAGAGGGGAGGAGCAGAGCGUGAAUGUGGAAGGCCUGGAUGGUUUCAUUUCCAGCCGGAGGAUCAAAACGCCGUGGACACUGGGGAGCUCAGGAGAGGUGGACGAGGAGGCGUCUCCGGGAGACAGUCUUGGCACACCCUCGUUGGCUGCUGUCAGAGAGAAUAAUCUCGGUCCCGAGCCCUCUGUGUUUGCCUGUGGAUGCGUCUGUGCUCAGGGUGAAGCAGGUUCUCAGAGACAGCCCCUCGGACCAUGCCUCUCCGAAGGCCAGCUUCUGCUCACAGCCUCCCGAGAAGACGGAUGCACCUUUCUUCACAGGGGACAUCUUCUCCCUGAGGCAGAGAUGGGAUAGUUUCUGUGACCUGCCCUCCGGAGUAGCUGGGCUGAAGAGUCUACCGAGUGAAGCCAUGUAACCGCCCCUGGGAGAGAAGCUGAGGCCUGUAGUGGGGGGGAGGGGCGAGGACUUACCCCUUCCCCCCCAGACUCCUCCCCUUCAGAGUUUGCCCGAGCCCAGGAUUUUGGACCCGGAGGAGAGAGCUGCGCCUUGUUUUGGUCUGUCUGAUGUCAGAUUCUCAAUUUUGGAAGCGAAGUACUGACUGGGAGUUGUGACGAUUUCCAGGGGAACAGCAAAGCAAAAAGGUGCAGGCUGCUCCCUGAAGCCAGCUUGGAGGCGGCGGCGUCCUGAGCAGUGCAGGUGGCUGGGCCCCGUGGCGUGCGUCCCCCGGCGGGGGCAGGAUGCUGAAGAAGCAGUCGGCAGGCCUGGUGCUGUGGGGCGCCGUCCUCUUCGUGGCCUGGAACGCCCUCCUGUUGCUGUUCUUCUGGACGCGCCCCCCGCCCGGCCCGCUGCCCGCCAGGGGCUCGCUGGACGGCGACCCGGCCGGCCUGGCCGAGGAGCUGAUCCGACUGACCCAGGAGGCUGAGCUGGAGCUGGAGCAGCAGCGGAGCCUCCUGCGGCAGAUCCACGAGCAGCACGUGCGCUGGGGCCAGCAGCGGCGCCCGGCGCCCAGCCCUGCGCUGCCGGCCGCCCCUGAGACGGCGCCGCCCGCCGUGCUGCCCAUCCUGGUCAUCGCCUGCGACCGCAGCACGGUGCGCCGCUGCCUGGACAAGCUGCUGCACUACCGGCCGUCGGCUGAGCGCUUCCCCAUCAUCGUCAGCCAGGACUGCGGGCACGAGGAGACGGCGCGCGUCAUCGCCUCCUACGGCGGCGCCAUCACGCACCUGCGCCAGCCCGACCUCAGCGCCAUCCCCGUGCCGCCCGACCACCGCAAGUUCCAGGGCUACUACAAGAUCGCGCGCCACUACCGCUGGGCGCUGGGCCAGGUCUUCCAUGCGCGCCGCUUCCGCGCGGCCGUGGUGGUGGAGGACGACCUGGAGGUGGCCCCCGACUUCUUCGAGUACUUCCAGGCCACCUACCCGCUGCUGCGCGCCGACCCCUCGCUCUGGUGCGUGUCGGCCUGGAACGACAACGGUAAGGAGCAGAUGGUGGACGCGGGCCGGCCCGAGCUGCUCUACCGCACCGACUUCUUCCCGGGCCUGGGCUGGCUGCUGCUGGCCGAGCUCUGGGCCGAGCUGGAGCCCAAGUGGCCCAAGGCCUUCUGGGACGACUGGAUGCGGCGGCCAGAGCAGCGCCAGGGCCGUGCCUGCCUGCGGCCCGAGGUGUCCAGGACCAUGACCUUCGGCCGCCGGGGCGUCAGCCACGGGCAGUUUUUCGACCAGCACCUCAAGUUCAUCAAGCUGAACCAGCACUUCGUGCCCUUCACGCAGCUGGACCUGUCCUACCUGCAGCGGGACGCCUACGACCGGGACUUCCUGGCCCGGGUCUACGGGGCCCCGCAACUGCAGGUGGAGGCGGUGCGGGCCAGCGAGCGCCAGGAGCUGGGCGAGGUGCGCGUGCAGUACACCAGCAGGGACAGCUUCAAGGCCUUCGCCAAGGCCCUGGGCGUCAUGGACGACCUCAAGUCCGGGGUGCCCAGGGCCGGCUACCGGGGCAUUGUCAGCUUCCUGUUCCGUGGCCGGAGGGUCCACCUGGCACCCCCGCAGACCUGGACGGGAUACGACCCCAGCUGGAACUAGCUGCCUGUACUCCCCCCCACCACCUCCCUUGCCUUGGCAUGGGUGGGCCACAGAAGCAGAACCGUGUGCCCCCAUGGGUCCAUUGAUUUUUUUUUCUUUCUUUCUUUUUUUAAUUCCUGCAGUGGCAUUCGAGUGCACAGAUGAGAAAGUGAGGGUUCUUCUCCAUUCUCACAGGCUGGGGGGCGGUGUCAGAUCAGGACUCCUUUCUGAAGGACACUAGGAGGGCUGGGCUGAGGAGACCACUGUGUGGUCCAGGAGAUGCCUGAGCAGGUUGGAGUGCAAACUGCAAGUCUCCUUUUGGGGCGGACACAGAGAGGUUGGCCAUUUUAAUUCGUGGCCACCAGGCCCCUUGCCUUUCCUCAGCCUGGGCCUGAGCUCCCCCCCACACCAGAGCUUUCCCUGAUUAGGGGCUGGAAGGCAGUGUUCCUGAGAAGCUGCGUGUGACCGCAGCGAGUCAGACCGAAUUUCAGAAGUGUUGUGGGCCUGGUGGUCAUCAGGGUUUACUUUCCAUGUUUUUCCACAUUUUUCCUGACCUCGUCUCAUCCUUCGCAGCCCAGAAGUUUGAGAUUCAAAGAGGGUAAAUAUAGGGAAGGACAAGCUCAGCCUCUCAGCUGGCUUCCAAGAGCAGGAGGAGAGGUUUUGAGGAGGGGGACGCCUUGAUGUGCGUGUCUUUGUGCGUGUGCACACGGGCGGUGACCCAGGGGCCACCUGGCCACAUCUCCCUGUCUCUGCACCUGGUCCCAUUGUUCUGGGAGGGCUCCCUUCGGGCUCAGUGGGAGAGAGGUGAGGUGUCCACCUGGGUCAGCCUCCUGCCCUGCCAACACUCCCCCCACCUCACCCCCCCACAGUCCAGUCUGCCCAGCUGCCCAGAUUGGGUCCAGGUGGCCGUUCCGCAAGGCAAUGGGUAUGUUCUGGUUUCCUUCCUAACCUCAGUUCACGGGAGAAAGGUGAAGCUACAGAAUUAUUUUCAAAAAUAAAGGCCUCAGUUGUCUGCAAGA
Messenger RNA from Sorex araneus (European shrew), 3436 nucleotides. RefSeq names its product alpha-1,3-mannosyl-glycoprotein 2-beta-N-acetylglucosaminyltransferase (gene MGAT1). Gene Ontology annotation, molecular function: alpha-1,3-mannosylglycoprotein 2-beta-N-acetylglucosaminyltransferase activity. Gene Ontology annotation, biological process: protein N-linked glycosylation. The transcript is spliced from 3 exons. The record is from RefSeq and is a predicted model, not a curated record. NCBI's taxonomy places the organism in Eukaryota, Metazoa, Chordata, Mammalia, Eulipotyphla, Soricidae. The coding region runs from base 1101 to 2438 and encodes 445 amino acids. Gene Ontology annotation, cellular component: Golgi apparatus.